Molecule: messenger RNA, 1017 nt
Organism: Debaryomyces hansenii CBS767
Lineage: Eukaryota; Fungi; Ascomycota; Pichiomycetes; Serinales; Debaryomycetaceae
Gene: MDH1
Product: malate dehydrogenase
Exons: 1
Coding region: 1-1017 (338 amino acids)
Biological process (GO): malate metabolic process; tricarboxylic acid cycle
Cellular component (GO): cytoplasm
Molecular function (GO): L-malate dehydrogenase (NAD+) activity
Source: RefSeq, a predicted model, not a curated record
AUGGUUAAAGUUACAGUUUGCGGUGCUGCCGGUGGUAUUGGUCAACCAUUAUCAUUAUUAUUAAAGUUAAACCCAAAGAUCGAUGAAUUGUCAUUGUUCGAUGUUGUCAAUGUUCCAGGUGUCGGAGCUGAUUUAUCUCACAUUUGCUCCAAUUCAUCCACAUCUUCUCACUUACCAUCUUCCAGGGAAGACAAAUCAGCAUUGGCUGAAUCCUUGAAGGGUAGUGACUUAGUUAUCAUCCCAGCUGGUGUCCCAAGAAAGCCAGGUAUGACCAGAGAUGAUUUAUUCAACAUCAAUGCCUCUAUUGUUAGAGACUUGGCCCAAGGAAUUGCUGAAAACGCGCCAAAGGCUUUCGUUUUGAUCAUUUCAAAUCCAGUCAACUCCACUGUUCCGAUUGUUGCCGAAACCUUAAAGAAGAACGGUGUUUACAACCCACAAAGAUUAUUCGGUGUUACUACCUUGGAUAUCGUCAGAGCCAACACUUUCAUCUCCCAAAAGUACGCUAAGGAAACCAAGGCUACUGACUUCAACAUCAACGUCAUUGGUGGUCACUCCGGUGAAACCAUUGUUCCAUUGUACUCUAUCGGUAACUCCAAAUCGUACUACGACAAGUUAUCGGAAGAAGACAAGAAGGCUUUGAUUAACAGAGUCCAAUUCGGUGGUGAUGAAGUCGUCAAGGCCAAGGACGGUGCUGGUUCCGCCACUUUGUCCAUGGCUUACGCCGGUUACAAGUUAGCCGAAUCCAUCUUGAAGGCAUUGACCUCUAAGGGUGAAGAAGUUGUCGAAUGUACCUUCUUGAACUUGGACGACUCCAUCAAGGGUGCCGCUGAAGCCAAGAAGUUGGUCAAAAACUUGGAUUUCUUCUCCUUGCCAGUCAGAUUAGGUGCUAACGGUAUCGAGGAAGUCAAGUACGACAUCUUAAACAACAUCAGUGCUGAUGAAAAGAAAUUAUUAGAAGUUGCCAUCGAACAAUUGUCUGGUAACAUCGACAAGGGUGUUGCAUUCAUCAAGAAAUAG